AUGGACCAUCUCACAACUGGAUGUGCCAAAUAACAAUAAAGACCCCAAUCCGAUUCGUCCGAUUCAAUCAACAGUAUGUCAGUAUCCUCCUCAUAAUCAUCACUAUCUUCCCUCUCUCUAGCAAAAAAGUCCAACAGAAGAAGAACAAAGGUAACAUUCUCUGAGCCUGCUGCAGCGAUAUUCGCGUACCAUACGAUAUACGGACAAAUUAAUCAAUUCAACACGAAUUUUGAUCCGAUUUGCAGAAUUCACAUGCGGUGUUCAUUGUUGAGCGAGAAUUAGUCUCACAGUUUUCGUGAAAGAAGCUAGGAACAUCGAUCAAAUAGGACAUUGACGGAUUCAAGUGCGUGCGUAGACUGUAGAGGAACAUUUUGUGAGGAUUUGAUCACAUGAAGAGAUUGAUCUCAGUUGAAGGAGGUUGAGAAUCAAUGAAGAGAGAUCAAGAGGUUACAGAUGGAUUUGGCACGAGAGGGAAGAACUGGAGGAAGAUAGCAGGUGGAGGAGAAUGGAAGCUUUCUACGGCCUUGAUUCAGCCGAAACGUCGUCGGAAAACACCACCAGCAGUCACACCGAGAAAUGCAUUUUCUCCGUCUAGCUCCAAGUCGGAUCACGUUCAUGACAUGCCGUGUGUGUGUGGCUAUGAUCGGAGCGAACUCACCCAGGAAAGCGUGAACUUAUCAGAUCUAGAUGAAGAAAAGGAUGAAGGUGUUACGACGUCAAAGCGGAAAUUCGAUGAGACUGGAAAGAGCGUUGAGACGCCGCCGUUGAGGGAGUACGAAGAAAAACAGGGGGAGCUGGAGUCGACGGCGACUCUGCCAGAAGACGAAGCAACUUCUCUUGAUAAGAAUCUUACGAAAUCAACACCUGAAAAGAUACCGUCCGGAGAGGAACUGGAAGCCUUUUUUUCUGUGGCCGAAAGAAAAAUCCAGAAGCAAUUUGCAGAAAAGUAUAAUUUCGACAUUGUCGAGGACAAACCACUAGAGGGUCGGUACGAGUGGGAUCCGUUACAGCCGUGAAGACAUUGUCGACGGAAAUCGGCCGUACAGCAAGAUCUAAUUACUUCGAAUUCUUACUUUACUCUUGGUGGUGGCGUCAACAAAGUACUUUAAUUUCAACGAGUAUUUAUAUAGAAAGUUGAUGGCUAUUCUUAGGAAUUAGGAUUUUUUCAGUUUCUUGUUUGGGUGAUGUAUAUAUAUGGUUAAGUCUUAAACUACUUUAUCUCUUUUUAAUUCUUCGACAGAAAUGAAGAAUUAACCCUUCAUGCAUUUCAAGGUACAUAUCAAUGCAUUCUGUUAUUAUUAUCCAAUGUAUAUACGGAGUAUUAGACAAGUAUUCUGUAUUGAAUUAUGAUCAUUAAUUAAAUAUUAGUAGAUUCUAUGGUACCCAUAAGGUACCAUACCUUUGUCCACAUGGACCAAUUAGAAUGUUGCAGUUGAAUUAUUUAAAUCUAAAUUAAAAAUGAUAUAUCUAUUUGGACCAAUCAAGUGAAUGAUAGG
Messenger RNA from Cuscuta epithymum, 1496 nucleotides. Lineage: Eukaryota; Viridiplantae; Streptophyta; Magnoliopsida; Solanales; Convolvulaceae. The record is from the annotation of a GenBank genome assembly.